CUGUCCAGUUUUACGACUGAAGUUGCUAGACUUCAGGAUUGUGGUUAAAGAACUGGAGACAUCACCACACUCAUGGCUCUCACGAAUUACAGCAGUCUGAAUCGAGCUCAGCUAACCUUCGAAUAUCUACAUACAAAUUCAACCACUCAUGAAUUCUUGUUUGGUGCUCUUGCUAAACUAGUUGAUAAUGCAAGAAAUGCUGAUGCCACGAGAAUUGCUAUUUAUGCAGAAAGGCGAGAGGACCUUUGAGGAGGAUUUAUGCUUUGUUUUUUGGAUGAUGGAGCGGGAAUGGAUCCAAGUGAUGCUGCCAGCGUGAUCCAGUUUGGGAAGUCGGCCAAGCGAACGCCUGAGUCCACCCAGAUUGGGCAGUACGGGAAUGGGUUAAAGUUGGGCUCGAUGCACAUCGGGAAAGAUUUUAUCCUCUUCACCAAGAAGGAAGACACCAUGACCUGCCUCUUCCUGUCACGCACCUUUCAUGAGGAGGAGGGCAUUGAUGAGGUGAUAGUCCCAUUGCCCACUUGGAACGCUCGAAACCGGGAACCUGUCACAGAUAACGUGGAGAAGUUUGCCAUCGAGACAGAACUCAUCUACAAAUAUUCUCCCUUCCGCAAUGAAGAGGAGGUGAUGACUCAGUUCAUGAAGAUUCCUGGGGACAGCGGAACGCUGGUAAUCAUCUUCAACCUCAAACUUAUGGAUAACAGAGAGCCAGAGCUGGACAUAAUCUCAAAUCCAAGGGAUAUCCAGAUGGCAGAGAUUUCCCCGGAGGGCACCAAGCCAGAGCGCCGCUCCUUCCAUGCCUACGCUGCCUUGCUCUACAUUGAUCCCCGGAUGCGGAUCUUCAUCCAUGGGCACAAGGUGCAGACCAAGAGGCUCUCCUGCUGCCUGUACAAACCCAGGAUGUACAAGUACACAUCAAGCCGGUUCAAGACCCGCGCGGAGCAGGAGGUGAAGAAGGCUGAGCACGUGGCGAGGAUUGCUGAAGAGAAGGCACGGGAGGCAGAAAGCAAAGCUCGGAUGUUGGUAGUGCGCCUGGGCGGAGAUCUCACACCGGACUCCAGGGUGAUGUUGCGACAGGUCCAGAACACAGCCAUUACUCUGCGCAGGGAAGCCAACGUCAAGAAGUGGAUCAAGGAGGCUAAGCAGCGAGCACUUAAAGAACCUAAGGAACUGAACUUUGUUUUCAGGGUCAACAUCGAACAACGGGACCUGGAUAGAAUGUUCAUCUACAACUGUAGCCGCCUGAUCAAGAUGGCGUGUGGUGGGGUUGUUGGGGUCCUCGAUGUGCCCUACCUGGUCCUGAAGCCCACACACAACAAGCAGGACUCUGUGGACGCCAAGGAGUACCGGCACCUGCUGCGGGCCAUGGGGGAGCACCUGGCGCAGUACUGGAAGGACAUCGCCAUUGCCCAGCGGGGAAUCAUCAAAUUCUGGGACGAGUUUGGCUACCUCUCUGCCAACUGGAACCAGCCCCCAUCCAGUGAGCUGCGCUACAAGUGGCGGCGAUCCAUGGAGAUCCCAACCACCAUCCAGUGUGAUCUGUGUCUGAAGUGUCGGACACUCCCCUUUCAGCUGAAUUCUGUGGAGAGGGAUUACCCUGACACUUGGGUUUGCUCCAUGAACCCUGAUCCUGAGCAGGACUGGUGCGAGGCCUCUGAGCAGAAGCAGAAGCUCCCCCUGGGGGCUCUGAGAAAGGACCCGAAGACGCAGGAGGAGCGGCAGAAGCAGCUGAGGCAGAAAAUCCGCCAGCAGCAGGAGAAGCUGGAGGCCCUGCAGAAAACCACACCCAUUUGCUCCCAGGCUGACCUGAAGACACUGCCCUUGGAAGUGACCACUAGACCUUCCUCUGAGGAACCUGCACGUAGACCUCAGCGUCCUUGGUCGCCUCCUUUACCUGCUGUGAUCAAGAAUGCCCCGAGCAGACCCCCUUCCCUUCAAGCUCCCAGGCCAGCCAGCCAGCCCAGAAAGGUUCCUGUCAUCAGUAGCACCCCAAAGCCUGCUGCCCCAGCCGCCCGGGAGGAGGCCAGCACUUCCUGGCUACUCCAGCCUCACGAGGCACCCUGGAAGCCUGCCAACACUCUGGUCAGGCCUGCGUCCCGACCCAGCCCACCGGUGCAGUCACCGUUACCAUCUCCCCAGCCCAACUCCAGGAGCCCUCGGGAGGUCCCUUCCCCCCGAGCCCUGAAGACUCCAGUGGUCAAGAAGCCAGAGCUGCCCGCUAAACUCUUCCCGCAGGCCACUCUUGGUCGGAAGCAGAGCCUCGGGGUCUCUGAUGAGGAAGAAACAGAGGAAGAGGCUGAGAAGAGGAAGGAGAGGUCCAAGAGGGGCAAGUUUGCUGUGAAAGAGGAAAAGAAGGACUUGAAUGAGCUCUCAGACGGCUCUGGGGAAGAGGACUCGGCUGACCUCAAGAGCGCUCAGAAAGAUAAAGGGCUGCACGUGGAGGUGCGUGUGAAUAGGGAGUGGUACACAGGCUGUGUCACAGCUGUGGAGGUGGGCAAGAAUGCGGUGCGGUGGAAGGUGAAAUUUGACUAUGUGCCCACAGACACAACACCAAGAGACCGCUGGGUGGAGAGAGGCAGCGAGGACGUGCAGUUGAUGAAGCCCCCGUCCCCAGAGUAUCAGAGCCUGGACACACGUCAGGAGGGCAGGGAAGAGGUGGUGGUGGCGGUGGCCCCGGCAGAGGAUUCGGUAGCCCAGCAAGCUGUAGCCACGGCAGAGCCCUCCACCUCGGACCGCAUCCCCAUCGAACCUGACACCAUCGCCCCCAGCACCAACCACGAGACCAUUGACCUCCUCGUCCAGAUUCUUCGGAAUUGUUUACGGUACUUCCUGCCUCCAAGUUUCCCCAUCUCUAAGAAGGAGCUGAGUGCUAUGAGUUCAGAUGAGCUGAUAUCGUUUCCUCUGAAAGAGUACUUCAAGCAGCAUGAAGCUGGGCUGCAGAACCUGUGCCAUUCCUACCAGAGCCGCGCCGACUUGCGGGCCAAGGCUUCUGAGGAGAGCCUGCGCACCUCCGAGAGAAAGCUGCGUGAGACGGAGGAGAAGCUGCGGAAGCUGAGGACCAACAUCGUGGCACUCCUGCAAAAGGAAAGAGACAUUAACACAGACGACGAGCUGGAUGCCUACAUCGAGGACCUGAUCACCAAGGGGGACUAGGGCCCGGAGCCAGAGAUCAGCUCCCCUGCCCCUCAAGGC
Molecule: messenger RNA, 3189 nt
Organism: Dama dama (fallow deer)
Lineage: Eukaryota; Metazoa; Chordata; Mammalia; Artiodactyla; Cervidae
Product: ATPase MORC2-like
Exons: 1
Cellular component (GO): nucleus
Molecular function (GO): zinc ion binding
Source: RefSeq, a predicted model, not a curated record